AUGGCGCGAUCUGGUGCAAUGGCACCGCGGCUCAUAUCCGUCAUCGGUUGUCUCCAUGUCGAUCGUAUAAUGAUCACCGACCAUAUACCAGAGCGUGGAGAAAGUUACAGGGCAAAAAGAUAUCAUGAGGCAUUAGGAGGGAAAGGAGCAAACUCGGCCAUCGCCGCCUAUCGAAGCUGCCAUGCCCGGCCCCCUGAGGGAAAGUUAAUCUCGUUUGAUGAGCGGAUCGACUACUCCAAUGAGAAUGAGAUUGAAGUAUGUAUGGUUGGCGCUGUGGGAGACGAUCAGUACGCGCAAAUGUUUGAAGAUGCGUUGCAAGAGAACGGAGUCGAUGUGUCGCGCCUCCAGAAGGUCGAUGGCAUGACUGGGGUGAGUUUUGUCCUGGUGGAAAACGCCACUGGCGAGAACCGCUGUACCUUUGCCAACAACGCAAACGAUGCUUUGACCGCCGGCUACUUCACCAACGUCGACAGUCUUGCCAACGGGAGGCGACCGGAUCUGGUCAUCGCACAGAUGGAACUCGAUCGCUCCGUGGUAGAGCAGAUGAUUGCCACUGCCGGCGCUGCGGGCAUCGAGUUUCUGCUCAAUGCAGCCCCUGCACUCAACAUCCUGAGCAGGCUCUACCCGUUUAUCACACACCUGUUGUUGAACGAAACAGAGGCGGCCACCAUGUCUGGCCGAGAGGUCGAAGAGGUUAACGACGAGACGUGGCAAGAGAUAGUCGAGGAAUUCCUUGAUCAAGGCGUGGAGAACGUGGUCAUCACCUUGGGUGCUCGCGGUGCCUUCUUUGGCAGAGCCGACGAGGACACAUUCACGGGCGCGUACGCGACGGAUUAUUUGCGACAGAAGCAAAUGGGGCAAUGGGAGAUCAAAGAGGCGGUCACGCGUGCUUGUAAAGCAGCGGCAUUGACAAUCGGGCGCAUCGGCGCCCAGGAAGGGAUUCCUUGGAUGGACGAAAUAGACAAUUUCGAGGAGAACGAACUGUCUCAGACAGGGGUGGAAGCUGCUUCCCAAUCUGCCACGAGUGCUUCCGAAGAAUUGUGA
Messenger RNA from Fonsecaea multimorphosa CBS 102226, 1044 nucleotides. RefSeq lists its product as uncharacterized. The transcript has 2 exons. Gene Ontology annotation, molecular function: ribokinase activity. The record is from RefSeq and is a predicted model, not a curated record. The coding region runs from base 1 to 1044 and encodes 347 amino acids. Lineage: Eukaryota; Fungi; Ascomycota; Eurotiomycetes; Chaetothyriales; Herpotrichiellaceae. Gene Ontology annotation, biological process: D-ribose metabolic process.